This is a messenger RNA of Myotis brandtii (Brandt's bat), 930 nucleotides long. RefSeq names its product olfactory receptor 10AG1. Bases 1 to 930 code for a protein of 309 amino acids. Gene Ontology annotation, cellular component: membrane. NCBI's taxonomy places the organism in Eukaryota, Metazoa, Chordata, Mammalia, Chiroptera, Vespertilionidae. Gene Ontology annotation, biological process: G protein-coupled receptor signaling pathway. The transcript has a single exon. Gene Ontology annotation, molecular function: olfactory receptor activity; G protein-coupled receptor activity. The record is from RefSeq and is a predicted model, not a curated record.
AUGGCCAACCUCACGGGGACGGUAUCCAUCUUCCUCCUCCAGGGCUUCUCGGCUUCCCCUGAGUUACAGCUGCUCAGCGCGGCCUUCUUCCUUCUCGUUUACCUGGCUGCCCUUCUGGGGAACAUCUCCAUCGUGGCUGCCGUGACGCUCGACCCCCGCCUGCACACGCCCAUGUACUUCUUCCUCAAGCACCUCUCCCUGGUGGACAUCUGCUCCAUGUCCACCACCCUGCCCAGGGCCCUGGUGGCCACCCUGCUGGGCUCAGGGGAGAUUUCCCUCCUUGCCUGCGCAUCCCAGCUCUUUGCGUUUGUCAGCCUUGGAUCCACGGAGUGUUUCCUCAUCACCUCCAUGGCUUACGACCGGUGUCUGGCCAUCUACAGGCCCCUGGUGUAUGGCGUGGCCAUGCGCCCCCGCAUCUGCGUCUCCCUGGUGGCGGUGGCCUGGGGCAGCGGGCUGCUCUUCUCCACCUUCCACACAGCCAACACCUUCUCCCUGCCCUUCUGUGGCCCCCGCGUCAUUGACCACUUCUUCUGCGACAUCCCCCCGGUCAUGCGCCUCGCCUGUGCCCACGCGGAUGCCCAUGAGGCCUCCGGGUUCGCGGUCAGCGGCUGCGUCAUCAUGAGCUGCUUUGCGCUCACCGUGCUGUCCUACGUGCGCAUCUUGGCCACCGUGGUGCGGAUCCGCUCCGUGGGCGGCCGCCGGAAGGCCUUCUCCACGUGCUCGUCCCACCUGGCCACCGUGCUGCUGUUCUACGGCGCCGGCAGCUCUGCCUACAUGCAGCCCAGCGCCCGCUCCUCCCCGCUGCAGGGGCGCCUGGCCGCUGUCUUCUACUCCAUCCUCACACCCAGCCUGAACCCGCUCAUCUACAGCCUGAGGAACAAGGACAUGAUGGGGGCCCUGCGGAAGCUCUAUCUGCAGGUGCCGUCCUAG